AAAUACAUUUCAUUCAAUACAUACGUUCUUUAUGACUGUGGACGUGGCCAUCAACUCCGACGACGUGGCUCCAGCGAUGGCAUCCUACAGGCCUUCAGAAGCAGAUAUGCGGUUUUACUACCUGAGACUCCUCCCGUUCCGUUACGUGUUCCAGUGGUUGAACCAUUCGCCCAAACCCACCAAGGACUUCACCAUGAGAGAAUUUGCCUACGAACAUAGAACCGGCGCGUACCAGCGGUACAACUCGUUCACGUCGCAAGAGGACUUCAAGAACUCAGUGGUGCUGGCAAACCCAACCAGAUUUGAGAUCGGUGCCGUCUACUCGGUGAAUCCCAAAGAAAGGAAGAACUUGCCCAAGAAUGCUUUGAAGCCGUUGGCCAAGGAAUUGGUGUUUGAUAUCGAUUUGACCGAUUAUGAUGAUAUCAGAACAUGUUGUUCUGGGACUGAUAUCUGCAAGAAAUGUUGGAAGUUUAUCAAUGUGGCUACAAAGAUCAUUGACACUGCAUUAAGAGAGGAUUUUGGCUUUAAGCACUUGAUCUGGGUGUUCUCAGGAAGAAGAGGAGCCCAUUGCUGGAUAAGUGAUAAGAGGGCUCGUGAGUUGGACGAGACUGUUAGACGAUCGAUUGUCGAGUACCUUGAUAUUUUGGGGUCAAAGCAAUUAAAAAUGGGCAAACAGUCAUUGAAUUUGAAGAGGCCCUUUCAUCCUCACAUUGAGAGAUCGUUCAACCUCUUGAAAGGAGAUUUCAUCGAGAUCAUCUUAGAGGAUCAGGAUCCUUGGAGAAACAAUCAGGAACACAUCGACGAGUUAUUAUCUUUCAUUCCUGAAAAGUCGUUACAGGAAGACUUACAAAGCCAGUGGAAGGGCAAGUCCAGUAGCUCGAAGCAAAAGUGGGAAGAUAUCAAUGUCACUGCCAGAAAGUUGUUGAAGAAUCAGGUGCAGUUGAAUAUGUUGAACGAAGCUAAAAAGGAUAUUAUUAUCUUCUACUUGUAUCCCAGAUUGGAUAUUGAGGUGUCCAAGCAGGUGAUUCACUUGUUGAAAUCUCCUUUCUGUAUUCACCCAAGCACCGGGAAUAUAUGUGUUCCUUUUGACCCACAUUCCAAUAUCUCAGGCAAUAAGGAUGAUGAUAGCUAUGGAUUCAAUCCAAUGAAUGCCCCCAACUUGCGGAAAUUGCAAGAUGAAUUGGAAAUAUGGGACACCCGCAGGGUAAGUGACUCUAGCCAAACUCUCGCUUCUGAGUACGAUAUUUCAGAUUCCGAAGCUAAUGAUAGAAGGUUAGCUGAUUACGAAAAAACAAGCUUAAAACCAUAUGUGAACUAUUUUGCCAAGUUUGUUAACGGACUAGUGAAAGAUGAGUUGUCCAGUGCUUCCAAGAGAACGAGAGACGAGCUCGAGUUUUGAUUUACGAGCUUGAGUUAUUUAUACGUAAUGUUGAACCAGUUGUAUUUAAUAUAUGGUGCUAUGUGAUUGGGUUUGUUUUAACUUUGGUGCUAUUUUUUUCUAAAAAUUAGUGCUAUGGUACAUUAUAAAUAAUUUGUUCACAUGAUGAUACAAUUGCCUUGCUUCUGAGAGUCAUCCUUGGGGUUGAUGUCGUCCAAGGUUCCACUAUUGUUCUUGAUAAUAAUCGUCUCCUCCUUUGGUACUGUAUCAUCCACAAGCGUGGACAUUUCCGAAUUGUCUUCAUUUUCAUAGUGAUACCACUCCAAAUACUCCAACUCUUUGUUGUACCGGACAACACCCGAACUUAAGUAAAUAUCGUGGUAAUUCAACUUUGGAUAGUGCCAUUUGGGGACGUAUAUAACUGUAGGACAUGAGCCGGUAUCGCCUUUCUGGAUAGACACCGUCAAGGAGAACCUGACGGUUCUCAUAUCAAACUCGGUUGCAAUAAGGUCUCCGCAGCAUGCCACUACGUAUGGUCUGAUAAUAGCACCGGCCGCACGUACUCCGU
Molecule: messenger RNA, 1946 nt
Organism: Yamadazyma tenuis ATCC 10573
Lineage: Eukaryota; Fungi; Ascomycota; Pichiomycetes; Serinales; Debaryomycetaceae
Source: RefSeq, a predicted model, not a curated record